GCAGUGGUUAAAUUCCUUAUUCGUUGUGGAUUUAGACCAGCGGACUUUCAGUUGAACUCUCCGUCUUCACGCUUCUUCUUUUCUGUGUGUGUGUUUUUUUUUUUUUUUUGCUUUUCGCGGUGACACUAACGCCGGUUAGCUGUUAGCUUAGCCUCUCUGACCCGGGCUUGAUGUGGAACGUGUCCGCUUCUCUCACUCAGUUUCUCCGCCUGUGGCUGUGCUCCUCCCCUGCACCUUUGUGCGGAGCUCGGCGCCUCAUCGGCAGUAUGCAGCCGGCCAUGGUGCGGUGUCUCCCCGGGGACUCCAAACUCACCAUCUCCUUCUGCCUGCACGGAAACCACAAGAACGUGCUGCGGGACCAGAAUGAGACUGUGGGCCGAGCCCUGUCUCGGAUCUCCCAGAAAGUCACCCAGAGCCAAACUAAGUCCAAGAAGUCCAAGAGGAGCCGGGCCUCGGAGCCGCAGGAGGCCCCGGAGCCCACCGAGGUGAAGCUGUUCUAUAACGGGGACGUGGUGCCGGACAGCGCGCUGAACGCGGACGCGUGGCACGACGGCUCCGUGCUCCAGAUCGGAGAGCUGAAGUACUGGGUCCAGAGAAACGCCCCGACCCUGACCACCGCGGAGCUCCCAGGGUCUCUGCUGGCCGGUUUCCCCGUCUGCCCCAAAGUACAGGUGGAGUUCGGAAACCUGGAGGACUCCGAGUUCACGUGGUACAAAGAAAACAGCAGUCCUGAAGCCGGCGUGGACGCCUCAUGUCAGGACAGCAGUUGGACAGAGAUAGGACAAGACAGAGUUUACGUCCCGUCCAAUCAGGACAUCGGUUGUAGGCUCAAACUCUACUGCACGCCCAAGCUUGGAAACCGUAGUGGCGUCACCAAGGAGAUGGUCUCUGAGGGGACGGUGGAGGCCGGACCGGGCACGUGCACCUUUGAUAACCGACACUUGUACACUGUCAAAGUGCUGGAGUGGCCGGCGGUGAGAGUGGUGUCGUACAAUAUCCUUGCUAACAUCUACGCCCAGACCGAACAGUCAAAAACAAUACUGUACCCCUACUGCCCCCACUAUGCCCUGCAGCUGGACUACAGACAGAACCUGAUAAAGAAGGAGCUCGCUGGAUACAAUGCGGACAUUGUCUGCCUGCAGGAGGUGGACAAAGGUGUCUUCCUGGAAAGUCUGGUUCCGGCUCUGGAUGCCUUCGGUCUGGAUGGCGUUUUCAGGCUCAAAGAGAAGCAGCAUGAAGGUCUGGCCACUUUCUACCGCAGGUCGAAGUUUCGCCUUCUGAGCAGCCAUGACAUCAUGCUGAGCGAGGCACUGACCUCUAACCCCAUGCACUCGAUGAUCUUGGAGAGGAUUUCAGCUAUCGAAGCGCUGAAGGACAAAAUCUUGCAGAUGUCCACGUCCCUGCAGGUCAGUGUGUUGGAGGAUGUGAAUAAACCGGGUCGGACGGUCUGUGUGGCCAACACCCACCUGUACUGGCACCCUAAAGGAGGGAAUAUUCGCCUGAUCCAGAUGGGCGUGGCUCUGCAGCACCUGAGUCAUGUGAUCAGUGAAGUUGCACCAGGUGCCCCCCUUAUCUUUUCUGGUGAUUUCAACUCCACCCCAAGCACAGGUGUGAUCCAGCUCCUCAGUGAGACCAAGGUUUCAGAACAGCAUCCGGACUGGAGCAGCUCAGGACCCGAGGAGGCCUGUAACCUGCAGCUGCUCUCCUCCUUCCCCCCCUUGCAGAGCGCCUGCAGCCAGCCGACCUACACCAACUACGUGGAAGGAUUCCAGGGCUGCCUGGACUACAUCUUCAUCCAGCCGGAACACAUGCAGGUGGAGCAGGUCAUUCCUCUGCCCAGCCACCAGGAGGUGACGACCUAUGAGGCGCUGCCCAGUGUGGCGCACCCCUCGGACCACAUCGCUCUGGUCUGUGACCUGCACUGGAACCCUGCUGACCUUUGACCCAGGACCGUGUGGCCAGAGGGUCCAGGUCAUCGGUUCCUCCCGCUGAUCCUGUGUGACUUGACAUUUCCUUCUGCUUGAUAUUCUUUGUUGUUCUUCACUCCAAGCAGCAGAACCCGACCCGGGACCUGAGUCGGACCUGAUCCGUGUUUAUCUUUGCGGCACAUCUGAUGUCGCACACGUCCGGUGUUCAUGCUGAGAAUUCUUUGUCUAAAUCUCCCACAAUGCAGCUGCAAGUUGCACUACUUAUCAUGAACUGUGGGGGUAGUAUUGCUGCAUGAGUAGAUACAAAUACUUUUAAAAAUGAUUAAAGUGGACGUUUCCCAAUUAGAUCAGCUUUUACGUGGAUGUUUGUGCUAACCUGAAACCGUUGUGAAACUUGACCUUUGAGCUGAUGAAAGUCCAAAAAAAAACAGAAGCAGCUAUCGAACUAGCCUUGUGAUGUCACAGAGGACAUCUGUCCAACAAACAGUCUGAUGUAGAUUUAGCGUAGUGCAAAUAUGUAAAUGUAACUGGGUAAGAUAGAUUGCCUGGUCACUCCAGUGACUUUUCACGCCUUGUUUGGCUAGGUGACGCGUAACUUACAUUAUUGAUUUGGGUGACGGUCGGAUUUUCUUUCUGAAUGGUUUUUGUUUUUUGGCUAACAUCAGGUUGAUUAUUUUCUUUGUGACAUCACAUUUGUGUUUAGUCUCACACUGAUGACACAAACAUCGUUACACGAUUGUUGCAACAUUUGCUGGUGUUAUCUUUGGUUCUGGAAAACAUCAAUGGAUAUUUUUCAGUUUUUUUGACAUUUAAUAAACCAUACAUCACUUAAUCAGAUGAUUU
Molecule: messenger RNA, 2771 nt
Organism: Thalassophryne amazonica
Lineage: Eukaryota; Metazoa; Chordata; Actinopteri; Batrachoidiformes; Batrachoididae
Gene: pde12
Product: phosphodiesterase 12
Exons: 8
Coding region: 171-1943 (590 amino acids)
Biological process (GO): nuclear-transcribed mRNA catabolic process, deadenylation-dependent decay
Cellular component (GO): mitochondrion
Molecular function (GO): 3'-5'-RNA exonuclease activity
Source: RefSeq, a predicted model, not a curated record